UACGUAGUGGCGUUAUGGGCGGAGCCUCAGACAGUAGGGUGACUUUUCUCCAGCUGUUACAUGAUUAGCGGCACCUGAAGCAGGAGGUAAAGCGACAGUUGCUGGCUGUGUCUCUGUCUGCCUGGCAGUGCAGUUACAUACGGAAAUGAAAGGUGCAGUGGCCAUGGAGGCCACCAGAAGACGAACCCAGCACAGUGCCAAUGGGAAAUCAUCUGAACAGACGGCACAGCCGGCUCAGUGGGGAAGAGCAUGGGAGGUGGACUGGUUUUCCCUGAUUUCCGUGCUUGGCCUCCUUUGCUUUGCCCCUUUCAUUGUCUUCUACUUUGUGAUGGCCUGUGACCAGUACCAGUGCUCCCUGAGCCAGCCUGUGUUUGAGCUGUUCAGUGGCAAGACCACGCUGCUCACCAUCUGGAACCGGACAGCAACCUUCACCUGGUCAGCUGCCAAGAUAUAUGCCAUCUGGGUGACCUUCCAGGUGUUCCUGUAUAUGUGUGUUCCUGAUGUCGUUCAUAAGUUUAUUCCUGGCUAUCUCGGUGGAGUUCAGGGCGGAGCACGAACUCCUGCUGGCCUGAUCAACAAGUAUGAGAUCAAUGGGCUGCAGUGUUGGCUCAUCACUCAUGCUCUGUGGUUUGCCAAUGCCUAUUAUUUCCACUGGUUUUCUCCCACCAUCAUCUUCGACAACUGGAUCCCCCUGAUGUGGUGUGCUAACAUCCUGGGCUAUGCUGUGUCCACCUUUGCUUUCAUAAAGGCCUACCUAUUCCCCACAAACUCUGAAGACUGCAAGUUCACUGGGAACGUCUUCUAUGACUACAUGAUGGGCAUUGAGUUCAACCCACGCAUCGGCAAGUGGUUUGACUUCAAGCUUUUCUUCAAUGGCCGACCCGGCAUUAUAGCCUGGACUCUCAUCAAUCUGUCUUACAUGGCCAAGCAGCAGGAACUGUACGGCCAUGUCACCAACUCCAUGAUCCUUGUAAACGUAUUGCAGGCCAUUUAUGUGUUGGAUUUCUUCUGGAAUGAGGCGUGGUACCUGAAGACCAUUGAUAUCUGCCAUGACCACUUUGGAUGGUAUCUGGGCUGGGGUGACUGUGUGUGGCUGCCCUACCUCUACACACUGCAGGGUCUGUACCUGGUGUACCAUCCAGUCCAGCUCUUGAACUCCCAUGCCCUGGCUGUCCUGUUGCUUGGCCUUGUUGGGUAUUACAUCUUUCGCUCCACCAACCACCAGAAGGACUUGUUCCGAAGCACUGAGGGCUCCUGCUCCAUCUGGGGCCGGAAGCCAACGUACAUCGAGUGCUCGUACCGCUCCACUGAUGGCGGCGUCCACCGCAGCAAGCUCCUGACAUCAGGUUUCUGGGGUGUGGCGCGGCACUUCAACUACACCGGUGACCUGAUGGGGUCCCUGGCCUACUGUGCUGCCUGUGGCUUCGGCCACAUGCUCCCAUACUUCUACAUCGUUUACAUGACCAUUCUGCUGGUCCAUCGCUGUGUGCGCGAUGAGCACCGCUGCAGCAGCAAGUAUGGCAAGGACUGGAAACGCUACACAGAUGCUGUGCCUUACCGCCUAAUUCCUUGGGUGUUUUAGAGAGGAGGAUAGAUACAGGAAUUAUGAAAUUGGGAUAAGGUAGCAAGAUAAAUAUGAGGUAGGUGUAGGGGUAUGUGUGUGUGUGCGUGCAUGUGUUUUAUACAUCUCAAGAAUACAACACACCAAUUUGUAUGUGUUUCUAGAGCACGUAUAGACUGCUGCGCACGUGUAUAUGCAGGCAGCUUUCAGUUUAUUGCUUUAAGUCUGUGCUGCGGUGAAGGCAGUUUGAUGCACAAGUCUGCUGCUUUCCCUAUGCUGGAACCUUUUAACAUAGCCGACACAUUUUUAAGCACAGUACAUUAUGUCUUUGACUAAACAACUUGGAACACCUCAGUUCUAUAGUGGAGUGCCGUCUAUGACUGCACAAUGCAAUGACAUUCCCAUAAUGCAGCAGUGAAUGGGUUAUCUGGUAACUUAAUUAAUUUAGCAGCUUGAUAGUCAUUUAUCAAGAAAAAUACUACUUGGUUUCUCAAUUAUGAGAAUAUGACAUUUUUCUGUUUCAUUGUAAAUUUGACACAUUGGGGUGUUUUGUCUAUUACUCUGAAAAAUAAGCAAUUUAAUGGCACUUAACCAUUUUGUGGUAGGGUCUAUUCAUUAUCUUUGGCAUAUUUGGCAUUAAAUCAGAAUUACAGAGUAAAUGUGAAUGGAAAAACUGAUACAUGUAUUAAUCGAUAUUGACUUUCAUCUGUUGUUGCUGCUGUAUUGGCUUAUUGGACCAAAUGUAAUUAUUUGCUCCAGUGAGGAGACCCACUUCCCUAAAAAGUUUUGUCCUCGUUUUAUAAAGGUUGUCCGAGAGCUCAGAUUUAUUCAGUGUCAUUUUCAAGUUUUGAAGGACUUGAGGUUGUCUAAUUUGUAAUAGCAAGGAACAGCGCUUUCUGAUGUUCAUUUAGUUUGUACAACAUUUUUAAACUUAACCAGUACAUGUUAGCAUCAUUGUAUUUGCUUUGUGUUAAAGCAACUUGUUGCCUCAGAGUUUAGCCAUGUGUAAACUCUGUGCUGAUAGAAUUAUUUUUCUAUGUAUAACCAUCACAUUUUUUGUUUGUUUUUAUUUCCUUAUACCAGGACUGCCUUUCAUAAAUUAGCAAAAUAAACAUACAAUUUUGCUCUGA
Molecule: messenger RNA, 2691 nt
Organism: Scatophagus argus
Lineage: Eukaryota; Metazoa; Chordata; Actinopteri; Scatophagidae
Gene: dhcr7
Product: 7-dehydrocholesterol reductase
Exons: 8
Coding region: 146-1582 (478 amino acids)
Biological process (GO): cholesterol biosynthetic process; brassinosteroid biosynthetic process
Cellular component (GO): endoplasmic reticulum membrane
Molecular function (GO): 7-dehydrocholesterol reductase activity
Source: RefSeq, a predicted model, not a curated record